GGAGGGGGGAGGUGGAAGGAGGGGGGUCCGUUCUCUUCUCCGGUCUCUCUUUGGUGCGCGCACUGACGAAGAGGCUGUCGGGAACUCAACAAAGCGCCGGCUGGCCGCGAGACGUCCGUGCCAAGCAGCAGCAUCGCGAGGAGGAGGAGGAGGAGGAGGUGGUUGGUGAGAUCGUCUGACAAAAGAAAGAUGCGCGCGUUUAACGGGACCGUUUAGCAGCAUCAGUGCGGCCGCCACGUCCGUGUAGCAGAGUAUAGUCUGCGCGUCCGGUUUUUAGGCAGAGCAUUUUACCGACUACCGUGGCAGGUGCACACACACGGGGCGGAUAGUGUCGGUUUCCGGAGAAUAAACAGUAAUUGACGGACAAAAAACAGGCCGGUGUGUGUGUGUGUCAGCGAAAACUGCAGCAGAAACAACAACGGCGGUGCGAAGCAGUCGGAGACGACCGUCUGCUCGGUUAAGUGUUUACGUGGAGACGAGAGCGAGAGACCUACACGCAGAGCAGCUGCUCGCGCUACCGUACGACAGAGCAUCGGUUGUCGCGAGCCGCCGGCGACUUUGACAGCGGAUAGCCAGAAACGGAUGCAGGAUGGACGAGUUUGAGACCAUUGAGGACGAGCCAUGGUACGAUCAACGAGACCUCGAGCAAGACCUCCACCUGGCGGCUGAGUUGGGGAAGACUCUUCUGGAGAGGAACAAGGAGCUGGAGGACGCACUACAGCAGAUGUACAUCAACAAUGAGGAGCAGGUGCACGAGAUCGAGUACCUCUCCAAACAGGUGGAGAUGUUGCGUGAGAUGAACGAGCAGCAUGCCAAGGUGUACGAGCAGCUGGACGUCACGGCCAGAGAGCUGGAGAUCACCAACGAAAAACUGCUGCUGGAGAGCAAAGCCUCACACCAGAAGAUCGACCGUCUGACGGGCACCAUGGAGACGCUGCAGACCCAGGUGGACUCUCUGACGGGGCGCAUGGAGGAGCUGCGGUCCCUGGAGGAGUUGAGAGUCAGACGGGAGAAGAAGGAGAGGAGGAAGACGGUGCACUCUUUCCCCUGCCUCAAGGAGCUGUGCACCGCCCCCAGGUAUGAGGACGGGUUCGUGGUGGCGCCGGCCGGAAGUGUGGAUCUGGUGUCGGAGCGCCGUCCCCUGGACCAGGAGAACGAGCGGCUCCGUGGCACGGUGACCUCGCUGCGGGCGGUGCUGGGGACGGAGCGCGGGCGGCGGGAGGAUUCGGAGCGGGAGUGUGCCACCGUGCUGCAGGAGUUCCAGCGGCUGGAACAGCGCCUCCUAGGGGCCGAGGGCUGUGCCGUACGCGUGCAGGAGUUGGAGGCGGAGCUCCAGGAGAUGCAGCAGCUGCGUAAGUCCCGCCUCUGCCUGCUGGGCCUAUCAGGGAGCAGCAUGGAGGAGGAGCCUCUGGAGCACACGCUGAUGAACUCCGCCCCCGAGACGGACACGCCCGACGACGCCAUCGCCACGGCGGCGGCGGCGGGGUCAGGGGGCGAGGGGGGGGCGGACCCCGCGGGGGGGGGAAGCGGCGGCAGCGGUGGCGUCGGCGGUGGGGGCGGAGUCCCGGUGCGUAAGAGCUGCAGCGACACGGCGCUGAACGCCAUCUCGGCGCGGGACGCGUGCGGGCGGCGCCAGGGCAGCUACGCCCUCCACGCCAACGGCGUGCGCAAGCGGGGCAUGUCCAUCCUGCGGGAGGUGGACGAGCAGUACCACGCCCUGCUGGAGAAGUACGAGGAGCUGCUGGGCAAGUGCCGGCGUCACGAGGAGAGCCUCCGCCACGCCGAGGUGCAGACCUCGCGCCCCGUCUCGCGGGCCCUCCAUGCGCGAGUGCUGCCCCCCUCCUCCUCCUCCGAGCCGUCCCCCUCCCCCGCCGCCGCCCCCCAGAACACGCCGGAGUACAAGACCCUCUUCAAGGAGAUCUUCUCCCGCCUGCAGAAGACCAAGGGGGACCUCAACGCCACCGGCGCCAAGGGACGCAAGGGCCACAAGUGACCACACACACACACACACACACACACACAUACACACACACACACACACACACACAUAC
Messenger RNA from Clupea harengus (Atlantic herring), 2051 nucleotides. Its product is annotated as cerebellar degeneration-related protein 2-like. Lineage: Eukaryota; Metazoa; Chordata; Actinopteri; Clupeiformes; Clupeidae. The record is from RefSeq and is a predicted model, not a curated record.